Myxocyprinus asiaticus (Chinese sucker) is the source of this 4499-nucleotide messenger RNA. RefSeq names its product tRNA (adenine(58)-N(1))-methyltransferase catalytic subunit TRMT61A-like. The coding region runs from base 424 to 1341 and encodes 305 amino acids. Gene Ontology annotation, cellular component: nucleus; tRNA (m1A) methyltransferase complex. Lineage: Eukaryota; Metazoa; Chordata; Actinopteri; Cypriniformes; Catostomidae. Gene Ontology annotation, biological process: tRNA methylation. The record is from RefSeq and is a predicted model, not a curated record. The transcript has 4 exons.
AUUUUUAGGCAACAUUUCCAGUUCUCGGUUCAAGUUAUUAACAGCAAGUUUAAAAGAUGACGACUGUAUUAAUUUAACACGUUCAUUGAUUAUUUAUUCAUCUCAUCCAUAUAAAAUAUUACACCCCGGUAAAUCUAAACCACCUCUAAAAUAUCCAUGUUGUAUAUCAUGACGUUUAUGCACAAGUUACUGUCCUUUAAUAAUACUCUUACGUCAUUUUACUGCGUCGUGAGAAGUUGUAAAUCAAGAGCAGCACUUUGAGCUGCACUGAGGUCGAUCACAUGACGUGAAGACUUGCUUUCGGAGAACACACGUGCUGCACUGCCUUUCUGAUCACAAAUCAAACUGGAGCAGAAAACGACCAGUGCAACUUAGACUUCCAAGACUCCACUCUUCUUUGAAGCUGACACCCAAUUAUACCUCAUGAGUUUUGUGGAAUACUCCGAGUUCAUCCAAGAAGGGGAUGUUGUCAUUAUAUUCCUGGGUCAUGAAUCCAUGAUGCCUAUUAAGGUUCAGUCUGGGGCUCAGACACAGACCCGCUAUGGGGUCAUCCGCCACUCCAGUGAUCUGAUUGGACAACGGUUUGGUUCCAAAGUGACUUGCAGUAAAGGUGGUUGGGUUUAUGUGCUGCACCCUACACCAGAGCUGUGGACAGUAAACCUCCCCCACCGAACACAGAUCCUCUACACUACAGACAUUGCCAACAUCACACUGAUGCUGGAGCUCAAACCAGGCUCUGUCGUCUGCGAGUCAGGUACGGGCAGCGGCUCUCUGUCUCACGCUAUUCUGCGGACCAUUGCUCCCACCGGCCACCUGCACACAGUGGAGUUCCACGCUCAACGAGCCGAGAAGGCCAUCGAGGAGUUCAAGGAGCACAAGGUGUCUCACCUGGUUACCGUCAGAAACCAGGAUGUGUGCAAGGAGGGCUUUGGUGUCAGUGAUGUAGCCGAUGCGGUCUUUCUAGACAUCCCCUCUCCAUGGGAGGCUGUCACACAUGCCAAGAGGGCUUUAAAACGCAAGGGAGGACGUCUAUGUUCCUUCUCACCAUGUAUAGAGCAGGUUCAGAGGACUUGUGAGGCAUUAUUGGACCAUGGCUUUGAGGAGAUCUGCACUCUGGAGGUUCUGCUGCGGGUGCAUGACAUUCGUGCUGUCACUAUGCCCAUACCAGACUUUGGACCAGAGGAGGGAUCUACUGACAUCACCCAAAUGGCUUCUAAUCUUGGUCAAGAGGAAGUCCCAAAUGCUGGGAACGCCUCUGUGAUCUGCCGGACUGCCACACCCCCAAGAGAAAUGGCAGGACACACGGGUUACCUUACCUUUGCUACCAAACCACGUGACUAGAAGCAAAAUUGAGGCUAAAGCAGACUGCUCAAAUUGGAAUUUGAGUAGAUUUGAGUACUGCAGGCUUGACCUUUCUUGAAUAUGAGGACUUCACCAGUCCUCACCAUUUAAACUAUUGUGUUUAGCUUAAUUAAAUCUAAGAUAUAAAAAAUCUGUUACCAGCUUGACUGGUAUUAACUGGUAACAUCUUAAUUGGUCAUGCCAUUCAAAACCUCUGAGUAGUGAUAUUUGAUGUUCAGUUUCCUCAUUUGUUUGGUGUGUAUAUAUAUAUAUAUAUAUAUAUAUAUAUAUAUAUAUAUAUAUAUAUAUAUAUAUAAUAAAGGGAAUCUUUUUUUUUUUACUGCAAUAAAUAAAUCAGAGGGAAAUUUUUUAUUUUCUUGUUUUUCCGAGAUGUUAAUUAGGGAUUUGCAAAACUACAGAAUAUGAAAAUCGACUAGUCUUAUGGGUUAACUGACUGACUUGUCAACCACUCAGUCUUAGGGAAGCCCUGUAUAACUGUGCUUUGGAUUCACCUGCCCCAGUUGGAUGCAUAUCUUAGGGAACAUUCACUUUAGACACGUUCUUGCAUUCAAAAGCAUCUAGAUGGAACAUAGAAUGUAACAAAGCAGAGGCCUCGCCCACACUAAUCCGUUUAAGUUUAAAACCUCCAUUUUCAGUUUCCCAACGUCAUCAUUUUGCAAAUUAUGCGGGUAUGGAGAGCAUUAUCGAAAGUCUUGUUUUUGGUGGAGAAAAAUACCAUUCUAGUGUAGAUGAGAGGUGUAAAUGUAGCAAAAUCAAUGCGUUUUUAAACAAAAAGGGAUUGGCGUGGACGUGGCCAAAAUAUUUGACUAUUUUUAACUUGAUGAGUCAACUUAAAAACGUAACACUUGUGGCGACAUGCUCAAAAAAAUUAGAACAAAUAGUGAUGACACUUGAAUUUGUAUGGCUGUAGUGACAGCAAUUUUCCGAGAGGGUUUUCUGAAUCUUUGAUAUAUGAAACACGAGAUAUGUGUUGAGAAUGGGAAUGGGAGAAUGGUCUUAACCUCAGAAGACAUUUUGUAAAGAUUUGUUUGUUUAAUUGUAAGUUCAUUGACGUGAUGUACAAGCUAUCAGCAGUGUCUUGCCACGAGUGGUCUGCAUUCAAGGCUGUUAUGGGCUGUUCUGUGUUUGUUACGUUCUUGUAUGUGGAAUGUGAGAUAUCAAAGAAGAGAACUAGAUGUGCCAAUAUCUGAUAAAUGUAUCUGCAACCAAAGGCUUUGUUACUCUUCUAUACCCCCACCUCACUUUAAUAACCCAUCAUUCCAUAAAAGGUAGCAUUCUCUCAACACUCUGAUACACUCAUCUCUAUUGUGUUGUAUAUUUUAAACCUUUGUCCUCUAUUUUGGGAAACAACGUAGAGAUAUCAUACAGUAGCUAUGUUCAAAAGGAAUACUAGCUAACUACUGGCUGAAUACUCUGCAGUACAUAAUGUAUACUACCUACUAUUUUUUUUUUUAUUAGUAUGUGAAAAUGAGCACAUUAUGCAACAAACGCUUUAAACGGUAGUAUGCACAGCUGAUAUUGUUUUAUUGAAAUAUAGCUUUUCCAUGCAUACUGAAAAUGUGCAUACUGUACAUAGUUUACAUACUUUGUACACCAGCACUAGUAUGGUAGUAUGCAUUUAAAAACAGUUGUAGUCCACACUCUUGCUGUUUGAAAAGGACUGUGGAUUAUGAAAUGCUUGAACACUUAUGGGAAGAUCUGCAUGCCUACUGUGAGUUUAUAUAUUGCAUCCAUAUGUGAGGGUGGGGACUGGGGAGUUGAUGUAACACUAGGAUUGGUGUGUGUUAUAUUUAAACCAUCUGUUUCCUAUUAAAAUAACAGUAUACAGUGAAGAAUGAGAAAAUGGAGUUUGAUGUCCCCCUCAGGCCUAAAGCAGAGCACAGGUCCCUGCAAUAGCAGCUCAAACCUCUUUAAAUCCUCACACUUUAAUCUGCUUCUCAGCAAGACUUGAGGUUCAUAUUCCACUGUGACAGUUCUCUGAGAUAAACAGGGUUCACAUUGUGAAAUAUCAGUGAAUUCAAUUUUUUUUUUUUUUUUUUUUUUUUAGGCCUGGAAAAUUCAUGGGAAUUAGUCAGAUCUUUAGUAAUGUAAUAUUCUACAGUAAAUAUACAUUUAUGAUCAGCCUUGAAAUAGUUAAUUGGCUAGAAUUGCAAUCUCUCAAAAAUGAAUAAUUAAAUGAUCCAGAAAUCAUGAACAACUGGAAAAGUCAGGGAAAUUCACAUUAAAGUACUUUCUACAUUAAAUAAGUUGGUUUAAGCGUGAGCUUGAAAUUGAGUAAAUUCUACAUUUGUACUCAAUUCAAGCUCUAGUUGCUCUACCUUAAGUAAACAAUAUUUAUGAUUGUUUAUCUUUACAAUAUGUUAUCAUGUAUUAUCCUAAAGUACAAAACCUUGUCAUAUUUAUUUGCUAAUUUGAGUAAAUGGAGUAAAAAGUAAAAUUAGUAUUCAGAAUUAAAUUUGUCCAGUUGUAUGAUCUUUGAUUCUUAGCUGGUUCUUAGGCCACAUCCACACUUCAUUUGAAAACGCAAAUACAGUAUUUCUCUGUGUUUACGCCUCUCAUCCACACUGAAAUUGUGUUUUCCUCUACAAACUUUCAAAAACGCUCUCCAUAACUGCAUACUCUGGAAAAUAAUGUUCUGAAAACUGAAUUUAAAAACUUAAACGGAUUAGUAUAGACGUGGCCUUAUUUGUUUCAUUUAUGGGUUUAAAAUUAGGAUAGAAAUUCCAUUUGCAAUUCUGUACUUUCCUUUGGGAAUUUCUGACAAGGGAUUUAAGAUAUUAUCAAAAAGCAGGGCUUUAUGAGACAAAAUCCCAUUUGUGUUAAGUCCACCAGUGAUUUAACUGUAAGAUAUGUGUGCACUUAUAUAGAUGUGUAAAUGUACCUUUGCCUUCCGACGGAUGAAAAAGUAUCAAGCAAGUAAAUAAUGAGCAGUUACUGUAGGAGGUGGAGCAUUGGAGAGUGUCCAUCUGUAGAGCAAAUGGAUACUGCUCCAAUAACUGCUGUUAAUGCCUGUACUUUUAAACACAGUGACCGUCAUCUAUUCUUGAUCCACAGUGCUGUAAGCUAUAAAUAUGCAGACACCCUUUAUUGUGUUGAGUAAUGCUGAUGAGAGGAAUAAAGGAUAGAGUUGAGUUGUA